UUGCUUGAUUGCCGCCAGGGGCGCCAGCAACAAUUCUAACGUACGGAUAUCUGUGUCGUAAAGCGGCAUAUUUACAGAUAACGCUGUAUUUUCAUCUCCACGCGAUGCAUAUAUACUUUUGUGGAAGUAUUAGGGGGGGAAGGCAGGAUGUGAAGAUUUAUCAGAAUAUUGUGAAGAAGCUGCAGACCUAUGGGACGGUUUUGACAGAGCACGUGACCCACGUGGCUAUAUCAGAGAAAGGUGAGGAUGCUGUAUCAGGCGGAGACGAGGCUAUCUAUGACCGUGAUAUGGAGUGGCUGGCUCAGUCUGAUGUCGUAGUUGCUGAAGUAACCCAACCAUCUUUGGGCGUGGGUUAUGAAAUUGGUCAAGCCAUGGCCAUGAAAAAAAGGAUUCUGUGCCUUUUCCGACCCUCAUCAGGAAGAGUCCUGUCUGCAAUGAUUCGAGGUGCUGAGGGCAAGUUGGGCGGCACUCUCUUCCAGGUACAGGAUUAUAAGGAAGAGGAUGUUGAAGGCAUCCUGGAGAAUUAUUUUGGCGAACUCACCAAGAACUAAUGUCCAUUAAAAAUACACUAUAUGGCCAAACGGAUGUGACCUUCUGGACCAUUACAACUAAAUGCUCUUUUUGAACAUCUUUCCAAAACUAUGGCCAUUAAUAUGAAGCUGCUUUCUGUGAAGGCUUUCCACUAGAUCUUGAACAUGACUGUGAAGAUUUGUCCGUUCAGCCACAAGAGCAUUAGUGAGGUCAGCAUUGAUGUCGGGUGAGGAAGCCUGGUACACAGUAUGAGGUCCAUUUCAUCCCAGGUCAGGACUGUCAGAACAUGGGCCUCACUUUUUACACAGACGCAUUGUCAUGAUGAAACAGGUUUAGGCCGCUUAGUUCCAGUUGAAGGGAAACAUAAUGCUACAGCAUACAAUGAUAUCCUCUUUAAUUGUGUGGUUUCAACUGUGUAAUAAGAGUUUGGGGAAGACCCACAUAUGGUGUGUUAUGGUCAAGUGUCCACAUACUUUUGGCCAUGUAGUGUAGAUCACUCAUAAUGUAAUGAGCAAGUUCAUUAUCCAGCUCUAAAAUGCUUUUUCAAUUUAACAGAGGUUCUUGAGUUUUAUAUAAAGUAUGUAAAGUAUAAACUAUAAAGUAUAUGAUGCUUUCAUAUUUUGUUAAAAUAUGACUUUCAAAAAGAAAAUAAGAUUUAAAAUAAGAUAUCACAAGCACAAAAUCAUCAUAAUAAAGUGUUACUGUUCAUAAUUUUUCCA
Messenger RNA from Tachysurus vachellii, 1250 nucleotides. RefSeq names its product 2'-deoxynucleoside 5'-phosphate N-hydrolase 1-like. Bases 105 to 551 code for a protein of 148 amino acids. NCBI's taxonomy places the organism in Eukaryota, Metazoa, Chordata, Actinopteri, Siluriformes, Bagridae. Gene Ontology annotation, biological process: deoxyribonucleoside monophosphate catabolic process. The transcript is spliced from 4 exons. The record is from RefSeq and is a predicted model, not a curated record. Gene Ontology annotation, cellular component: nucleus. Gene Ontology annotation, molecular function: 5-hydroxymethyl-dUMP N-hydrolase activity.